AAGACCUUUCCCCCCUGUCUCUCUCUUUGUCUUUGUCUGUCUGCUCUACUUGUCACCUCCUCUUCAUUUCUACGAUCAUCCACAAUCAUUAAAUUCCCUUCACACACAUCUCUCCCUUGCAAUCUUUCCUUUUGCGUGUGUGCAUGAAUUACUAUCCCACGCUUGUUUAUACCCUCUGAUAUUAAAUCUAAUACCAACCUACUCUCUUACAGAUCUUCAAUCAUGGCUGGAGAAUACCCAGAUUCCACAAAUCACACCUCCAAAUCUUCUUCCUCCACACCCUCUACUUCUUCUCCACUCUCAUCCUCAACGUAUGAUAUACCUGCUACUGCCUCAUCUUCCACAUCCUCAGUCGAUCAGUUGCCUCCGUCUUUAGUUGCUGGAGAACACAGAGCUACUCCUGCCCUUGAUUCAAAUCUAUACAAUGGCCAAGAAAGCAUGAUCUCGACUCAACCUGGUUUCGUUCUCGACGAUGAUAUGUUCUUUGAGGAUACCCACCAGCAACAGCAACAAUCUAGACACUACAGUGAUGAUGACAGUCGAUCAGCUUCUCCGUUGCCAACUAAGCCUACAGCAUCAGAGUCGUCAUUAGAAUCAGAAUCAGUAUCAACACCAGCACUACCAUCAUCAGGUACAAACUUGUCUGUAUAUGAUGGUACGCAGGCUAGAGCCUCUCUAAUAACAUCAACACCUGAGGAAACCAACAUAACACAUCGAUUCGAGCCUAGGUCGUCUUCAUCGUCGGGUCUAGUAUCACCGUCAUUUGCACCAACUACUUCCACCACGCCCCUUACAGGUUUCUUCACAGCUCCACCUCCAAUGAAUCCAAACAGCGUUCGCCCUGAUAACCACCACAUACCACCCCCAUUCUCCUUCUUCGCUACUACUGCAUUUACAUCGCAAGAUGAGGUCGCUCACCCAAAGCCUAAUACACAUAUCAAGACUCUUCGCAUAGAGUUGGCUCAAACUGAGCUUGUUCUCAUGGCGGGAAAACCAACUGUGCUAGAAGGCGUUCUAUAUGUAACUCUACAGAAGAAUACCAAAGUCAAAUCAUUGCAACUGGAAUUCUCUGGACGAUCAUCUGUGACAUGGAUCGAUGAUAACGCAUAUUCUCCAGCUACUCGACAUACGACUGCUCCACAUAUCGAACACACUUGGCCGAUCAUUUCGCCAGCCCACAAGAAGAGUUCCACUGUACUUUUGGCUGGACAGCAUGCAUACCCAUUCUCACUCGAACUACCCGACACACUUCCAGAGUCAUUAUCAACAAGUCAUGGCAAGGUCUCAUACAGACUUUUGGCAACUCUGACCAAGCCUGGAAUCACAUUCAACUCUUCCAGCGCCACGGCUACGGUACAGAUCCUGCGCCGACACGCCGCAAGUAUGCCUGCAUCACGUAUCUAUCACCGUGGAGGAAGGAUAGUGAGCUCUCCAGAAGAUAAGGUUCAAUACAAGAUCACAUUACCGCAGAUAAGAGUACCUCAUUCAACAAAGAUUCCUUUGCAGGUUUCAAUUACUUCGCCCAACAGCCGUACACACGUCACUGUCUUACAAGUAGGCUUAUGGGAGCGAGUGGUUUAUAGAGCUGAAGGGCGCAAACGAGUGGAUAUGAGGCUAGUCAAAAUACAAAAGAGUGAAGGAUGGACUUUGGAUGAUCGAGAACUUUCUACUGAGGCUGUGACAUGGAACAAAGUCCUUUUAUUUGAUAUGCCUCAGAUGGGACCAGAGAUGAAUCAGUGUAAUCCUUCCGCAGAUAUUGGGCUUAUGAAAGUGAAUCAUAUACUUAGGUUCUCUAUUCUUGGCACAGAUGGUAUUAAGAGAUUCCGCAUUGAGAAUGAGAUGGAUCUGAAGGUCUUAGCGAUGGAAGAUGAAUAUCCACCGGAGGAAGGUGCUGGGGAAAGUUUAGGUGAUCAAAUGAAUGAGCUUCCCUCUUACCUUACAUCCUUUUCAACCCCUCGAGUGUCGUUCGAUUCUGAGAGAGGAAUGGACCCUGAAGAUGACGACCUCUUUCGUGCGCUGGUGGCCAGGAUCCACUUGCCGACCUAUGCGGAGUCCGAGGAGGAUAUCAACAGCCGGAACCCUAGUCGAGACGUUAGUCGAAGUGUUAGUAGGAGUGUGAGUCAGGUGCCUAGCCGCUGCGCAAGCCCUGAAUAUCCUGUAUUAUCAUCUCAGAGUAGCGGUGGAAGCGGUAGUUCAGGGGCAUUGCAUCACACGGACGACUACGCCUCGAUCCCUCCACCGCCUCCUAUUCAUCACCCGCGUGCAAUUUCGCCCUCUGAAAGAUCAAGAUAUCUUGAUCCACACCCUCGUUUUCCUUCACACCAACUCUACCCCCCAGUGCAGAUUUAACCAACAUCAACACCAUCCGCUUUCAACUUUCUUACAAUGUAAACUAUUAAUCCACUAUUCCCUCAUGAAAGUAGCGAGCAAUUGUAUAGUAACUAAUAGCAAAUGUCGGAAUAAUAAAAUUCUAAUAGAAGAU
Molecule: messenger RNA, 2482 nt
Organism: Lobosporangium transversale
Lineage: Eukaryota; Fungi; Mortierellomycota; Mortierellomycetes; Mortierellales; Mortierellaceae
Product: or S-antigen, N-terminal domain-domain-containing protein
Exons: 2
Coding region: 223-2349 (708 amino acids)
Biological process (GO): ubiquitin-dependent endocytosis
Cellular component (GO): cytoplasm; plasma membrane; cytosol
Molecular function (GO): protein-macromolecule adaptor activity; ubiquitin protein ligase binding
Source: RefSeq, a predicted model, not a curated record